This is a messenger RNA of Nestor notabilis (Kea), 435 nucleotides long. Its product is annotated as secreted frizzled-related protein 5-like. The transcript is spliced from 4 exons. NCBI's taxonomy places the organism in Eukaryota, Metazoa, Chordata, Aves, Psittaciformes, Psittacidae. Gene Ontology annotation, molecular function: protein binding. The record is from RefSeq and is a predicted model, not a curated record. The annotation marks the transcript as partial.
UCCGACCACGAGCUCUGCAUUGCCGUCCAGUUUGGGAACAGCAAGGCCACCCCGCCGCCAGUGUCCAAGAUCUGCACCCAGUGCGAGAUGGAGCACAAGGCGGAUGGCAUGAUGGAGCAGAUGUGCUCCAGUGACUUCGUGGUGAAGAUGCGCAUCAAGGAGAUGACAGAAGAGAAUGGGGAGCGGCGGCUGGUGGCCGCCCAGAAGAAGAAGGUGCUGAAGCUGGGCCCGCUCAAGCGCAAGGACACCAAGAAGAUGGUGCUGCACAUGAGGAAUGCGGGCACCUGCCCCUGCCCGCAGCUCGACAGCCUCAGCGGCAGCUUCCUGGGGAUGGGGCAGAAGCACAACAAGGAGAUGAAAUUUGCCGUCAAGUUCAUGUUCUCUUACCCGUGCCCCCUCUACCACCCCCUGCUCUAUGGGGCAGGGCAGCACUAG